Thermothielavioides terrestris NRRL 8126 is the source of this 1823-nucleotide messenger RNA. RefSeq lists its product as uncharacterized. The transcript has a single exon. The record is from RefSeq and is a predicted model, not a curated record. Gene Ontology annotation, cellular component: membrane. Lineage: Eukaryota; Fungi; Ascomycota; Sordariomycetes; Sordariales; Chaetomiaceae. Bases 155 to 1732 code for a protein of 525 amino acids. Gene Ontology annotation, biological process: arachidonate metabolic process.
GGCUGCGGGCUCCCUCACCUGACACGAUUCUUCGAUUUCUUGAUUUUACCUGAGGGUUUUCAGCAGCGGGCGAUUUUCUCUCGCCGGGUUCCCUUGAAUUCUCACUUGCCACUGGCAACCAGUCAUUUCUGAGCCUUCGCAUUCAACAGGCGAAAUGACAGAAGUCGCACGCCCUCCGGGAGAGCCCCGGCCUCAAGCUCCAGCGCCGGUCUCCGCUCUCCGCUCAUCCAGGCCGAAGCCGAAGCGGGUAGCGACCCGCGUCUCCAUCGUCACUCCGAAAGACUCCACCACCUCCGAUGCGACGAGCCCGCGUCCCGCGUCCGCAGGGACCCCGCCCGGUUUGAAGGUGACGUCGACGCCUUGGGCGAAGAGGCUCAUCCUGACGCUCGACGGCGGCGGCAUCAGGGGAUACUCGUCACUCAUCGUUCUGCGAGCCUUGAUGCGCGAGAUCGCCCGCAUUGAACAGUCGCUCGAGCCGCGCGCCUCGGCCAGCACGCAUACCACCCAGAUCCCUCGCCACGAGAUUCCCGAUGAUGUGUUCAAGGACGGCCAGUACCUGCCCUGCCACUACUUCGACUAUAUCGCGGGCACCAGCGUCGGCGGUUUGGUUGCGAUCAUGUUGGGCAUGCUGGGGAUGAGCGUUGAUGAUUGCAUCGAUGAAUUCCACCGACAGAACAAGGCCAUUCCGCUGGCCGACAAUGCCUCGGUCGUGUCAUCUAUCGAGUUCCCGCUCCUGUACCGGCGGAGCACCUGGCCUACGAAGCGCACCCGCUCCUUCUUCGACACGUUUGCCAAAUUCACCGUGACAGCGACCGGCCGGACCCUCACCGGCACAUCCACGGUGCCUUCCCUAUCUCCCGCCUCGUCCCAGGUCUCAGCCGCCUCCAGCGAGUUCCGCAAGGACGUCUACCAAUGCCAGACCCUCGCCUGGUGCACCGAGGUCGAGCCCAAGCGCGCGCGCCGGCCCUACGCGUUCUGCACGUACGCCGAAGACGAGAACAGCAACUCGGGGCAGCUCAUCUCGAUCCCCGAGGUCGCCAAAGCCAUCACGACGCCCUCCCGCUACUACUUCAAGCCCUUCAAGCUGGGCUCGGGCCAGUUCGUCGACGGCAGCAAGCAGAUCCGCGACCCGACCCUCGAGGUCCUCAAGGAGAUCAGCUCGCUCCUCGACGAGAGCGAGCCGGCCAUCGACCUGCUCCUGAGUCUCGGCACGGAUGAGCACCACGCCUGGUUCUACGAGAAACUGCGCGGCAUCAACACCGCGACUGCGGCUUCAGCGGCGGACAGGCAGGCCAUCAGCAAGGAAGAGGGCCGCUCCUACAAGCACUACCACCGCUUCGAGGUGCCCGACAUCAAACUCGGGUGGCGCAAGAAGUACUUCCUGCGCGAGAUCGAGCAGGCCACGGACGCGUGGCUGGCAGCGCCCGCGCAGCAGGCCGAGAUCACGCGGUACGCGACCAUGCUGGUGGAGCGACGGCGGGCGCGGGCGGCCACGACGCGGUGGGAGACGUUCGCGCUGGGCGUGCGGUACGUCUGCUUCCACGACGAGUGCAAGGGCGACGGCCGCGCGGAGGCGCUGGAGGAGCAGGACCGGGGCGUGCGCUGGUUCGAGGGCCGCGGCGCCUUCUUCGACCACCUCGACCGCAAGCACCGCCUGCUGAAGAUGGCGGCCAGGGGCCCGAUGGACGUGGAGAAGGAGCUGGACAAGGGCCGCCGGUUUGGUUGUAUCUAGGGGUGCGGUCCUACUACAAGAAAAUGUUGACCUGAACGUGAAACGGGGGACAGGGCGGGUCAUUGACAGGGAAGGGGACAAGGACGGAGGG